CACAGGCACACAUUUGUUAAGUAAUGAUUUUGUCAUAAUCUUAAUGGGACAGUUUAUUCAAGAGCAAAAAGAUUCCUCUAGCAGCACAAGAAAUCAGCUUACACUUCAGCGCUGAGAGUAGUGUGUUUUGGGGCAAAUGGUCUUGUCCCCCAGGGCCGAGGGCAGGAACAUGGGCAUUUCGCACUAUUUUGGUGACAGGCCUGGGGGAAGGAGGGCGUGCAAAAUUAACUGUACUGUUCAGCACUUCUACAGACAAGAACAUUACUAAGUGCCUAACGAUGCUGUUUGCAAAAACAUCAGUGCAUGAAUUCUUUAUGACUUACACAAGAUGUAACAAAAUGUUGCUUUUAAGUCCAUACACAGUUUUGUGCAAUUUAUUUCUAAAAAGGAAAAAAAAAAAAAAAAAAAAAAGGAAAAAAAUCACAAUUUUAAAGCAAAGAGUGGAAAUGGGUAAGUUGCUUUCUGCAAAACAAAACAAAACAAAACAAACAAAAAAACUGUGUGCAUGUUUAAUACAAAUCAGACAUAGUGGACAUACAGAAGUCACAACCACAAGCCAGUUCAGCUGAGGUAUGCAAUAAUGUGUUCGACACUGGAAACAUUUCAGAUCUCAGACUGCUCCCCUAAAAGCAGGCUGCCCUGCACCGAGCCACUUGGAAGGAAACUGAUGACCCUGUGGCUAAAGCAAGCCCGGGGGCGAUGGCAAACCAGGAUUUGAGUUCCGAUGCUCCACAAACUCCUGGCGUUAUCUCGGAUCAAGGCAUCUCUUCACCCCACGAGCAGACACCAGGCCUCUCCAUCUCCGCAGAUAUUCGGCACACCGGGGCUGCCACCUACCAGUGAAGGUCUUCGGGACAUUUCUGGCGCUCUGCCGUGACAGUACAACUGCGGCACUCCCCGCUGCCGGCCGGCUCCUUCCUCGCCGGGGGACCUUCCUCGCCCAGCAUCGGAGUUGCCACCCGCUGGUCCCCAGCCCCGGCCCAGCGCAGCCACCGCGGCGGCCCCGACCGCUCCCUGCCGACGGGGGGGUCCUGGCAGCUACCCCUGUCCGCCUGCUGGGCCGGGCCGGGCCGGGCCGGGCGGGCCCGCCCCCGGGCUAUUUAGUGCUCGGCACGGCCAGCCACGCUCCGCCACCGGCGGGGCUGCACGGCACGGCACGGCUCGGCUCGGCUCGGCUCGGCUCGGGACAGCUCGGCUCGGGACAGCUCGGCUCGGGACAGCUCGGCUCGGGACAGCUCAGCUCGGGACAGCUCAGCUCGGGACGGGACGGGAGCGGGCUGCCAGCGCCCUCGAGCGGCACUGGGGCUGAGGAGGGACAGCCCAGCCCUUGGGCAGAGCCGAGCUCUUCCUCCGGGUGCUGGGCAGGGCUGCUGCCGGCUCCGCGCCGGCGGGGCGGGACGGGGCGCGCACCCCUCGCCCUGCCCAGCCGAGGAACGCGGACACCGGCUUCGAGAGCUGGGAGAAGAGCGGCAGCAGCGGGAGCGGCCGCGGCCGGAUGUGCUUGUGGCCUCUCUGAUCUUCUGACGCUAGCCAUCACUGAAGAACUGUACACAACAGAACGCAAAGAUCAAUUCACAAAGUUAGCAGCUGGGAAGUAGAAGAUAUCAAAGGCAUCGAGAAUAUCUAGAUAACAGAAGAGUAUAUCUACUCAGCUUCAAAAAGCACAUGUACUGGAAUUUUGAAACACUCUAAUCGUGGCAAUAUAGAAGAUUUAAAUGAAUUUUAACUCUGAAGGCUCUGUACAUGUCUUGUGCCAAAGUUUAAGCAAAUAAAAGUAGCUCAUUUAUUAAAGACAAAUUAUCAAAAAAAGAUACUUAGGCAUAAAGUGAAGGUUUGCUAUAUGUCCAGCCUCAUCUCCUCCUACUUCCAGUUUAAUUUCAAAUUUGAUAUGGCAAACAGCAACAGCAAGCAUGCACAAAUAAUCUGGCUUCUCCAACUUAAUGAACAACAGCUCUUGUGUAUGUUUCCUAGGCACUUGAAUGACUCCUAAUCUUCAGCGUAUAUCAAUAUAUUCAGGUUGUAUAUCAACCAUAGAUUGAUAUACAUUUGAGAGUUUGCUAGAUGCUUAUUAAUCAAAAAAAUCCCGUUGUAUUUUUUUUUUCCCUGAAAUUGUAUUAAUUUGUAUUUGAAAUAAAAUAUAUGCCCAUCUUUAAGGGUUUGAAUAUAUGUAAGCCUAAAUUGGGUAGAAAGAGAUUACUUGUUACAUAUAAUUUUAGCAACAACCUACCAAUGAAAACAUAGGCACUAGCUACGGCCUUAGGAGUUAUUUGUGACUCUCUGUAUCAGCCAGAGGUGUAUACUGACCGGAGCUUUUUUUACUGUUUGGAAUACCAAAUCCAACUGCUAUAUUCAAACUAUUAGAUAUAGUUUGUAAAUAAUCACUGUUUCGUUUCAAACUAUUUAGUACAAAAUAUGAUCGUAAGUUUUUUUAUUAAGACACUUUAAAUUGGUUUGCCAGUAUGUAGUUUAUGUUAUGGUUCAUGAUCAUCUAUUUAAUAAGAAACUCAAACAAUGAGGACUGAAAUUUCUUCUCCAAAUUCCAGGGUCAGAAUUACAAGGAGCCCCAAGGAGUACCUCUGCAAACAUUUUUGGAUUGGUUCAUGGAAAUUGCUUCAAUACUUUUCAUAGAAGAUCCAUGACAUUUCACAUUUGAUAUUACUCCUAUGUAGAAUGAUGUAAAAAUGCAUUAUUUAGGGAAAUCCUAAAAGGGAAAUUGAUAAGCUGAAGGACAGAUUAGUUUUAUUAAUUUAUUUUGGGACUACAGUGACUGAGCAUAUUUCUUUUCUUUUCCGUAGUUCCGGAAAUAAAAGUCACAAAGCAACCCAACAAGUUUUCAUCCAGGAGUGUAAACCAAGAUUGAAUUUCCAAGGCCUGGGCACCUUCUCUGAUUUUAAUUCUCUGUACUUGAGCAAAAGAUGACAAAAAACGCAACAGAGAACUUGACUAACACUCACUCAGCUCUCCUAGGUCUGCUUCUGGGUAGCAUUUCACUGAUCACUGUUGUCAUGAAUAUAUUAGUACUAUGUGCUGUGAAAACUGAAAAGAAGCUGCAAACAGUUGGCAAUUUAUACAUUGUCAGCCUCUCUAUUGCAGAUCUUAUAGUUGGUGCAGCUGUUAUGCCCCUUAAUAUUGUUUAUCUCCUAAGCAGCAGUGGGUGGACCCUGGGUGUAACAGCCUGUUUGUUCUGGCUGUCAAUGGAUUAUGUGGCCAGUACUGCAUCUAUUUUCAAUCUCUUCAUAUUAUGCAUAGACCGUUAUCGUUCAGUCCAGCAACCACUGAAAUAUCUCAAGUAUAGAACAAAAAUGAGAGCAUUAGUAAUGAUUUUGGGGGCUUGGUUGUUGUCUUUCUUGUGGGUCAUCCCAAUACUAGGGUGGCAUGUUUUUGCUGGUAAUGGGACAAGGAGAAGAACAGAAAAGUGUGAAACUGAAUUCUCUGAAGUCAACUGGUUCAAAGUGUUCACAGCCUUUGUCAAUUUCUACCUACCCUCUAUCCUGAUGUUAUGUUUCUACUGCAAAAUAUUCAGAGCUGUUCGAAAGCACUGCCAACACCGAGAGCUAAUCAAUAGAUCAUACUUGUCUUUCUCUGAAAGCAAAAGCGUACAUCCUGGUAAGACAAAGGACAAGCAAAAUAUUUGCCUCCAAAAGCAAAUCUUAGAUGUGAACACACCUCCCAAAGACAAGCAAAGGUCCCCUCAGCCCAAAAAUAUGGAAGCAAAGCUUCAUUUCAGUGAUCCUGACAGCUCUUCAAAAGUCUUCGUUAGCAGGAGUGAUAGCAAAGUCCUUAAAUGGAGCUGUUUCCCUCUCACCACUGCCCAGUCUGAGCCAGGCCUGGAUAAAACAGGAGAGAAGAGUGUAACAAAGGACAUCAAAAAUGAAGAGGACCUUUGCUCACAGGACAGUGACUUAAGUGAUGCAUCAGACAGCCAAACUUUCACAGAGGAGGUACCUUGUGGAGAGGAGUCCAGUCCUAACCCUGAAAGAGCCUGCAGUCCUCAGGAAAAGACAGAGAACAGGGACUUCAAAGGACUUACUUACCUGAGGAAAACCUGGCAAAGACUGCAUACUCGUUCCAAAAACCAUCUUCGAAGACUGCAUGUGAACAGGGAGCGGAAAGCAGCUAAGCAGUUAGGGGUCAUAAUGGCAGCCUUUAUGCUGUGCUGGAUUCCCUAUUUUGUAUUAUACAUGGUAAUAGCUUUCCACCCCCAUGAACAAUAUUCCAAGUUACACAUGGUCACUAUAUGGCUUGGCUAUGUGAAUUCCACCUUAAAUCCGUUCCUGUAUCCUCUUUGUAACCAUAAUUUCAAAAAGACAUUCAAAAAGAUCCUUCACAUUCCCUGAUAAUGGUCUGAUUUAUUUUGAGCUAAAAAGCAUCUCAUAAAUUCAAUCAAACAAAACGUUCCAUUUUCAAAGGCUGGAUAAAAGUGAGGCAUGGAUAAAGUAGAAGGCUUUGGAAAACUGUAAUUUAUAAAAGAAGUCUUUGUACAAGUGGGAAAUGUGCAUACAACACCUUUAACACAUUUGAAGAAGACCUAAUUCCAACCAGGAAUCUGAAAAACUCAGGGGUCAAUCUCAGAACUGUUACACUAUUGUACAUAUUUUACAAUUUGAGAUUCUCUCUUUCAUCACGUAGAACAAAACUGGAGAUAUGAAAAGAGAUCUUCAGUGAUUAUAAAUUAUUCAGCUAAGGAAAAGGCAGAAAUAGAAUGUGGUUUCUGUGAUUGGUCAAGAAUUUUUUUUCUCAUUUAGCUUACUGUUUUAAACAUGGGAGCACACUGCUUGAGAAGAGAGAUCUUCUGCAGGAAGAGGUACUUUGCAUAGCCAAAAAAGAACAUUCUACUGUUUGAAAAAUCUGACCUAUUUAUUUAUAUCUUCCUUCAAAUCAUACACUUUUUGGAAAGCCAUAUUGUAACAUACCGUUUCUCUUUAAUAUCAUGCUUGCUUCAUUUACACCAGUAACUGUCAACUUCACUGGAAAGAGUAGUAUUUUUAUGUCCUAGACAUUUUGCUAAGACUUUCCAAACUCAUCAUAGUAUCACUAUUCAAGAAGGAUAGGCUGUUGCCUCUGAACUUACAGAAUGCAGUUAAUUCUGGACUACAUGUAUUUUCUUCUUCCUAUGCCUUGGCAAAUAGCCUAAGCUUGCAGUGGCAAUACCAGUUCAUAUAUAUCUUUGUCUUACAAUAGGCAAACUCUUCUGACUAUAAUGAGGCAGAGUCAUGAGCAACAACUCAAGCUUGCAAAACAGGAAAUAAAAUACAUGAAGUAUUUUUAACCCUUUCUAUCCUUUAUAUUUAAUUGCAUAUUAUAAGUCAUGCUGUAAAUGCUGUUAAAUAUUUCAGGAGAAGCAUAGAAUGAUACUUAAUACUUCAGGUUGGAAGGAGUCUCAGGAAGACAUCUAAAUACAACCUACAACUCAAAGCUGUGCUAGCAUUGACAUUACAUCAGGUUGCUCAGGGUCUCAUCCAGAACUUCAACGGCACGCAUCUGUGAAAAGAGCUUCUUUGGAAAGAUUGGAAGACGGCACUGGCAGAGGUGUUUGCAGAUACAUUUCACUCUACCAGCUCCAGGCUUUCCUUUGCUCAGCCAUUGAUUUAACUGUUUCUAAGUAUGAACACUAAUUCUCAAAAGCAGACGUGCCCUUUUAUAUAGCAGCAAUCAAUCCCCUCUCCCUACGUGCAGUGAGGUAUAGGGUACUUCCCAAUCAAGGGAGAAAAAUGUAGUUCCUUAGCAAAGUACGUAGUGAAAUAUGUUACAUGAGCUAACUUAUCAGGAAGCUGACAAUUUAACAGAACAGUUACACCAAAAUAAGUGAGUCUAUGGACUGGGGAGAGAGAAGGAGAAUUGAGGCCAAGGAGAUGUCUGGCCCUAUAUUAGUCGAGUAUGUCAAGACCACAUGCUACCAGGUUUGUGGCACUCCAGGAAAGCAUUCAUUCUUAUUCUUCUGGGAUGGAGCUGAGAGAAACAUUUUGGGCAAACAGUGUCUGACCUUUGGGGCAAAAUUGCUAUGGGAGUACCUUUACACUGUUAGUUUUAAGAAGAAAUCCCAGAACCAGAAACUUCAGCAGCUGAAGUCAUGUUUGCAUAUAAUGGUGAGUUUAUGUAUGCAUUUUUCCAUAAGUUUGGGGAUGAUUGGGGCAUCCUAAGGGUUUAAUGUACAAAGAAUAUCCUCUCGCUGUCAUUUUGCUGUGUUCAUAAAUUUAUCACAUCCUGAAUAUUAGCUUGCUUCAGAAAUUGCUCAGUUAGCUUCACAACAAAGGUCUGAUGGAACUGGAGCUGUUUUAACUGAGCACUGUCAAGAGUUUGUUGGGAAAAGUUAAAGGGAUGUUCUGUGUAAUGUGUUUAUUACUUCAGAAAAAAAAAUGGUUGUUUAAUGGUUGUAGGAAAAAUUCUGAAUUCUGUGUUAAUAAUUAUGGAUCUUGAGCUACUUAGAGUCUCUCUGUGCCACAUGUGCCUAUUUUGUAAAGUGAAUAUGACAAGACCUACAGUAACAAUGUGACAGUUAAGGUGACUGCAUGAUGCUUGUAAACUCUGGAUAUAAUACACUAACUAAAUGCAAAGUAUUAUUGUCCUCUGUCAGUUUUAUAUGUCUGAAUUACAUGUCUGAAUGUCAAUAGUUGUAUUUAAAGUAUUCAAUAUUAAAUGAAGCC
Messenger RNA from Cygnus olor (mute swan), 6644 nucleotides. RefSeq names its product histamine receptor H1 (gene HRH1). Gene Ontology annotation, cellular component: dendrite; membrane. Gene Ontology annotation, biological process: chemical synaptic transmission; G protein-coupled receptor signaling pathway, coupled to cyclic nucleotide second messenger; positive regulation of vasoconstriction. Bases 2916 to 4337 code for a protein of 473 amino acids. The transcript has 4 exons. Gene Ontology annotation, molecular function: histamine receptor activity; neurotransmitter receptor activity; G protein-coupled serotonin receptor activity. The record is from RefSeq and is a predicted model, not a curated record. Lineage: Eukaryota; Metazoa; Chordata; Aves; Anseriformes; Anatidae.